CGUCAGCAGUGCCACGUCAGCAGUGCCACGUCAGCAGAGCCACGUCAGCGACAUGACGGGCCUGCCGGGACAGCUGGCCAAUGAGACCAUUGCCGACUACAAGAAGCGGUUCCACGCUCAACUCGCACUCAUCGAGGCCGAGGAGCAACGCCAGCUGGCAGCCGAGGCAGCACGCCAACAGGCUGAAGCAGCAGCGACCACAGAGAAGCUGCGGCUACAGGCUGAAGCAGACGCAGACACCCAGGCCCGCCGCAAGGAAGCCCAGGGUCUGCUGCAGCGGCAUGAAGCCACAAGCAUCGAGAAGCUCAAGUUUUGGCACUUUGAACCAAACGGCGACGAGCCGACACCGGAAGAGCAGCACAAGGAGUUUCUCUCCAAGCUCGURUCACGGCUGUUGUAUACUUGCAACUACCAACAGGCCGAGCUAGAGAAACAGCACCAGGAGUUGGCAACGCUCCGCCGCACAGUGCAGACCCACGAGGAUGCAACUCGGGCACUCAAUGCCCGAUUGUUGGACCUGGAACAGGCUGUACCAGGACCGGAUGCUGGUGCGUCCAGCAGUGCACCCUCUAGCCGUCAACUGGAGGAACGCGUUGACCAUGUGGUGGCCAUGCUCGGCGACAUCAGCGCCUUCGCUGCGCCGACCACCAUCAGCAGCCAGCUGAACGCAUUGAAGACCGAGGUUCAGAAAGUGCAGUCGACGAACUCGGAUGACAAUCCGAAGUUGUACAAGAUGCCAACUUUCCAACUUGAGAAGUUCGACGACUACACGCAUCAGGAUCCGGUCCUCUGGUGGGAAGCAUUCACGACACAGCUUCGCAUUCUGCCUGUUGCCAAACAUUCGUACAUCGGCGCCCUGUUCAUGAACUCAAAGGGCGGAUGCCAGACCUGGUUGACCCACCUGGCAACCUCCCACGGCGUCGACGUACCAGAUCUGAAGGACAAGAUCACAUGGGAGGAACUGACGCGGCUAUGGAAGAAGAGGUUCAUCGUCGACGACGCACCUGCUCUCGCCAUCAACCGUCUGUUCACUAUGACUCAGGGCAACACUGCAACACGGGACUGGCUCACGGAGUGGCAGAAGAUUGCGGCAGUGCCCAAUUUGAACUUACCAUUCGAGCAUUUGCGCCGUGAGUUCUAUAACAGGUCCUGUGCUGCAUUGAGCCAGGCACUUGGUGAUCGCGAACAGUAUGCAACCUUCGCCGAGAUCAUCGACAAGGCUCGCGAGAUCAUCAAGACCAACAGGUCAGCUGCACACGAGAAAGCAGCAUGGCAGCCGACCUAUGUGGAGAAGGCACGAACUGGUCCGCGACAGCAGCACUUCGCUGCAGUCCAGUCGGACAGUCCUUAUGGUCCUGGCUCCUUUCCAUUCUAGGGAGCGUCAGUCUGGUUCCUAUUCCCCCGGCAAGU
Messenger RNA from Chara braunii, 1410 nucleotides. Lineage: Eukaryota; Viridiplantae; Streptophyta; Charophyceae; Charales; Characeae. The record is from the annotation of a GenBank genome assembly.